AUGUAUGGGCUGGCAGCUCUCAGAGACCAGGGCUUGGUGCAGGGCUCCCUCACCCUGGAGCAGCAGGCCACACGUGUUGCAGGACAGCACGAUCUACAGAAGUGUGUGCGAGAUGCCAUCUUCAUCCAGGAGUGUGUACCCGAAAACCUGGAACUGAAGAAGAGUGUCUGGAAGAAGAUCGAUUCCCUGGAUAUAAAGGAUGACGUCAUCUUAUCGAGUGCUACCAGUGCAAUACUCCCGUCUAAGGAACUGGGUCAGGAUCCGGUGAUACUGAACAAAGAAAUUAAUGGAUUCGUCAUGAACCGGAUUCAGAUGGCCAUUUUGGGGGAGUGUUACAGACUCGUAGAGAUGCUCAUGCACAUAUAA
Messenger RNA from Gigantopelta aegis, 366 nucleotides. RefSeq names its product lambda-crystallin homolog. The coding region runs from base 1 to 366 and encodes 121 amino acids. NCBI's taxonomy places the organism in Eukaryota, Metazoa, Mollusca, Gastropoda, Neomphalida, Peltospiridae. The transcript is spliced from 5 exons. Gene Ontology annotation, biological process: fatty acid metabolic process. Gene Ontology annotation, molecular function: NAD+ binding; oxidoreductase activity, acting on the CH-OH group of donors, NAD or NADP as acceptor. The record is from RefSeq and is a predicted model, not a curated record.